AUGUCAGAAUAACAUCUUUUUAUAACUGAAAAUAAACAUAUAUUACCUACUCUAGAAAAAAUCCACCCUGAUCAAGCCAAGAAUAUGUAGGAACUUUGUAAAGAAAUGGAAGGACUAAUUGAUUAAACAAAUACAAAUGUUAACCAAAUGUUAAAGUCUUAAUAAAACAGCAUUUUAAAUGCUUUUAAAUAGGUAUUGGAAAAUAUGAAGAAAGACAUAGAUAGAAUAAAUGAAAAGUUUCAUUAAUAUGUUGCAUUUCAUGAAUAAGAAUCUCAAGUAUGUGAAUCAUAUUUAACCAUAAAAGGUAGUAAGUGCAUAAAAUAAAAUGGUAUUUUUUAGAUAAGAGUGUCAUACUUUAAAUGAAUAAUGUAAAUAAUUGAAGCAUAAUGUUCAAACACUUGCAAAAGCAAAUUAAUUUUUAGAAAAUGUAUUUUAUUUAAGUUUAAUAUUAGGAAUUGAUGUUUACCAAAGAAGCUCUAUUAAAGUAAGUCUAGAAAAAUGAGAAACUCAAAUAAACAAUUAAAAGAUUCAAAGAAUAAUUGAAUGAAUAUUCAGGUCUGAAAAACUAAAACCUUAAAAUAUAACCAACUGAACCAAAGAUUUUCUAAGACUAUUAAUAGCAUAUCUAAACAAGUGUAAAAAGAGGUAGAUAAGAUUCUUCUCAUAAUAAGAAUACUUCAUUUAAUUCAAUAACUAAUUCAGACACUAAAUCAAAAUUUAUAUUUUCUUAAUAGACAAGAGCAUAAAGUCUAUAAAAAAGUAUUUUAGCCAAAAGAUCUGCAAUUUUUGAAACAAGUCUUUUAGAUAAAUCUUAACAAUAAAACCAAACAUUUGAAUACUCCAGAUAUCAUUCUUUAAAAUAUGAUAAUGAAAAUAAUCAAUGA
Paramecium pentaurelia is the source of this 884-nucleotide messenger RNA. NCBI's taxonomy places the organism in Eukaryota, Ciliophora, Oligohymenophorea, Peniculida, Parameciidae. The record is from the annotation of a GenBank genome assembly.